CACUAUGUGACGCUAACGCAGGCUGAAGUUUCUGUCCAGCAUGUCUUUAAUAGUUCACAGUAACGACUCAUGUGAUUUUCUGAAAAUUUGACCGUUAAGUCACUUUGUACUCCAGCUGCAGCCCUUGUCCUCCACCCAGGAUGGAUGAAAACAGUUUAAAACAGUUGGUGAAGUUCACUCAAGAGGGACACUUAAGCUCUCUGGAGAAAUACAUAGCACUAGGCGGCUCGGCUGCUGCGCAGACCCUCAGCAGCAAACACUUUGGUCGGUCAGGAGACACCCUACUGCACUAUGCUGCCAGACACGGACACCUGGACGUUGUGGAGUAUCUCAUAAAACGGAUGGGCGUGGAUGUGGAGGUGUACAACAACGACUACAAGAGGCCUUUGCAUGAAGCUGCCUCAAUGAGCCACAAGGACUGCGUUAGCUACCUGCUCCGGGAAGGAGCCAAGGUGGACAGUCUGAAGAAGGCUGACUGGACUCCUCUGAUGAUGGCCUGCACUCGGAGGAACCUCGAGGUAAUCCAGGAGCUGCUGUGCCACGGCGCAGACCCAGCACUGAGAAACAAAGACGGCUGGAACUCCUUCCACAUCGCCUGCAGGGAGGGCGACCCACUGGUCGUACAGCAUCUGCUUCUUGCGGCACCGGACAUCUGGAGGACUGAGAGCAAGACGCGCAGGACACCGCUUCACACUGCAGCAAUGCACGGCUGCGAGGACGUUGUUAGGAUCUUGUUGGAGAGUUGUGGCUACAGCCCGGACACGAAGGACAGCUGUGGCGUAACCCCUUUCAUGGAUGCAGUCAGGAAUGGACACAUUUCUGUGGCCAGGCUGCUUCUGCAGAAGCACCAGGCGUCUCCGACGGCAGCUGACAUACUUGGGACUCAGCCAGUGCACCAGGUUGCUGUCACUGGCCAGGAGGACGCUCUGCGCUUCCUGGUACGAGAGCUCAGUGUAGACGUGAACCAGAGGGCGACCGCCAUCCAGCUCACUGCCCUGCAUUAUGCUGCAAAGGAGGGCCACCCGUCCACUAUAAAAACACUGCUGGAGUUGGGGGCGGAUCUUCAUGCACGGGACAAAAAGGGGAGAACUGCGCUUCACAUGGCUUCCAUCGGGCAGCACGCCGAAGCGGCCGGGACGCUGCUGCUGCUCGGCCUCAGAGACUCGGAGGACGCUUCUGGCACGACGGCGCGGCAGCUCGCCAGGAAACCAGCCGUAGUGCGAGUGUUUGAAGGUGGCCUGCCAGACACGUUGUAAACAAUACUCUCUUGAAUCUAAACGCACAUUAGCAACCGGUCCCUUUGAUGACUGAGGAGCUGGAGCAUUUAAUAUGAUUUAAAUGCGUUUGCUCAGUUUGUGUGGUUUACCUCGACGCGUCCGGGUUGCCGUCUCAUUCUUAUUUUUGCAGAGAGUUAGACAGACUUGAGCAUGCCUAUGAUAAGCUCACCUGCCUUUUCUGACUGUGUUGCCCUAUUUAUAUAUAUAUGUAUAUAUAUAUACUCUCUCACUAGAAGAGUUCCUGGUCAGAUUGAUGCAUAACAAAACCACACAGUUGACUGACUGGUAUAUGAAAUUACACUAUGUAAAAACUUGAGCCUUUAAAUGUUGAAAUAGUAAUAAAUAAAUAUUGUAAUUUUUUA
Mugil cephalus (flathead mullet) is the source of this 1639-nucleotide messenger RNA. RefSeq names its product ankyrin repeat domain 16 (gene ankrd16). Lineage: Eukaryota; Metazoa; Chordata; Actinopteri; Mugiliformes; Mugilidae. The record is from RefSeq and is a predicted model, not a curated record. Gene Ontology annotation, molecular function: protein binding. The coding region runs from base 141 to 1256 and encodes 371 amino acids. The transcript has 7 exons.